Ectocarpus sp. CCAP 1310/34 is the source of this 2245-nucleotide messenger RNA. NCBI's taxonomy places the organism in Eukaryota, Phaeophyceae, Ectocarpales, Ectocarpaceae. The record is from the annotation of a GenBank genome assembly.
UGAAACACACACCUUCCCCAGCGAUUGCAGGCCUGCUGCAGGACAAGCAUCACCUGGCUAGUGGGACGAGCUCUUGGACUUGCAAGGCACACCUCCACUCCCGCGUCUCCCCUUUCAAGACGUCGCAGCCCGCGCCCCUCCCCGCGGUAGGCACUGUUUGCUACAAAACAGACAUCGGGCACGAGGGGCAGAGGGGAUCCGGAGUGGUGCGGGGCUGAGGCGUAUGGCGUCUGCAGAACGGAGGCCAGCAGACGCUGUGGGAGAUGGUGUGGCGGACUUGACAUCUAGAGUAGAUGCUGUUAGCAUUCAAAAUGCCGGACCAUGCGCAGGAGACGGCUCGAUAGGAAUCGAAGCGUCUGGGUUGCGAUCGACUGGAGCAAGUCAGCACGCGACAGAUGCGGAUGAUGACCAAGGGUCUUCGGCAGCUCUGCAAGAAGGCAGUGACGGAGCAGGGGCAAAAACAGGCAAGGGGGAGGAAGAAGAAGGAGGGGAAAGUGACGAGCCGGAUCUGACCGCCAGUGCUGAUCUGGAAGAUAGCAGUGAGCUCUCGGCGUCAGACGAAGAUAGUACCUGGAUAUCGUGGUUUGUGACACUCAGAGGCAACGAGUUCUUCUGCGAGGUUGACGAGGACUACAUCCAGGACGACUUCAAUCUCACGGGACUGUCGACGAUGGUGCCAUAUUAUGAGUAUGCCCUCGACAUGAUCCUUGACGUCGAGAUGCCUGCGGGUCAGACUCUCACAGAGGAGCAACAGGAGGUGGUCGAAAGCGCAGCAGAGAUCCUGUAUGGCCUCAUCCACGCUCGUUACAUCCUCACCAGUCGAGGGAUGCAGGGAAUGUUCGACAAGUUCCAAGUUGGCGCGUUUGGGCGGUGCCCAAGAGUGUACUGCCAAGGUCAAAACGUCCUUCCUGCGGGCCUUUCGGACGUCCCACGCAACUGCACGGUCGCAGUGUAUUGCCCCAAGUGUCAGGACAUUUUUCACCCGAAGAGUACACGGCAGGCCAACAUCGAUGGGGCCUACUUCGGAACGACUUUCUCGCACCUUUUCCUUCUCGCGCAUCCAGAGCUUAUCCCAUCAAGACCGAGCCAGGCGUAUUGCUCGAGGAUAUAUGGCUUUAAGAUCCACCCGACGAGCGCCUACCACCGGAACAACAAAGACCAUUCAAACGGGGAGGGGGGAAGCGGGCGAGCAUCUCGAAGGAAGAGCAGCAAAAAGGACAAGGCACGCCAUUCCGGGCGUUAGGGCGCGCGGUACCAUGGAUCAUCCUUGCAUGCGCGGUCGGGUUCGGCGUUCAUCCCCGGCGCCCUGUAGAUUUCGUUGUUUUUCCGUUUUAAUGGGAAUGGGGCGUCCUAUGAACACAUAGAGAUGUGUGUAUCUCGUGGCAGGAUGCUAAUGCCAGCUGCUCGUGCCGUGAUUUUGUUGUGCGAUUCGCACGAAAAUGGCAGCAUCUACCAGCCCCAUGAGCGCUUGUCAUGCGCCACAAACUCUUCUGUCUGAAAGCGUGUGAACUUCCUCCUGUGCCUCGCCCCUCACCCCCCUUGGCCCACAGUAAGCGUAUUUGAUGGGAGCUCUCCCUCGCCAUCUAUCAUUUCAUAUCGAGUAAAAUAUGUGUAUGUACGAUUAAGGCGCACCCAGGGAGGCGCCAAUACAAUUCGGGUCAUGCGGGAGUAGUUCCCUUUGGCUGAGGAGUGGGCGUCGCUGUAGCAGUCGCUGCUGGUGGGGCGGUUGGCACGCUGUUUGAAAGAGCUUCGACGUACACUGCCCGCUUCUUGGGGUUGAGGAAAUAUUCCUUCAUCCCCAUCACUGGACAGACCGGUUACGUGGGGGCAGCAGGCAAGGACGGACAUGAGCUAAUUGGGGCUAUUCGUUGUUGGCAUUUUUGAUUGAUUGAACGUCAGGCAAGAAGUUGCGUCCUUCCUUGAGGGGAAGGAGCAACUGCCACAAAAACUAUGUUUUAUGUAGCAUACAUGUGCCCGCUUUGGUUUGCGUGCUGUAUUGCCAUCGACUAUUUUUCCACGCCCCUGAGUAACAUGGGACAGGGAAAUGGGGUAUCGAUAUGACCCCAUUCCAAUCAGGUGGCCUCUAUUGCUGCCUCUAAACAACUAUUGACAGCGAAGCGCGCGAUUUCUGUGGUUGUUCAGGUCGGCCACUCGUGUGUUGACAUCUGUUCCGAAAAACGUUACUGUGUUGACUGGAACAGAUGUCGACCAACGGAAUUUUUUUGUCAAGAUACUGAGCGAGCGA